Molecule: messenger RNA, 956 nt
Organism: Corticium candelabrum
Lineage: Eukaryota; Metazoa; Porifera; Homoscleromorpha; Homosclerophorida; Plakinidae
Product: cilia- and flagella-associated protein 107-like
Exons: 4
Coding region: 78-791 (237 amino acids)
Source: RefSeq, a predicted model, not a curated record
GACUUAUUCCUUGUUCACUGAGGCAUUUCAUGUAGCGCGCGUUGGUUUCGUUUCCACGACGACUGCGUCAACAGCACAUGGAGGAUUUGUCGGCGUAUCUCGAAGACAAAGACAAGUGGCAUGCACCUGGCUGGCGCAACGAACAGCGCUACUCCAAUGGCGUUCUAAUCGGCAACUGGUCUGAAGAAAGGCACGAGUUUAAGAAGGGCAGCUGUGUGUCUGACAGUACACAUCGUACAGAUUUCACUGACAUCGGGCGACAUACACGACCUGACGUCACGAUCAGACGUAAUGCUCUGGCUAGGAAUGACGGAUUGGGACGUCAGCAUUUGUUUACCCAUCAUGGCAACAGCUACUCCAGUAACAUGGUGACUCUAUAUCAUGAUGUGUUCAACAACGCAUCGCAGGGAAACUCCGAAUCAGCACAGCUGAGAACUAAUCUCAGACAAUGGGAUAGGACUAAAGUUUCAUGGCAGCCGGAACCGAUUGAUCAGCGAGUUACGCGACGUCCCUACAGAUAUGGGCUGUACGAACGGCUGCAGGCAAAAUGGAAGAAACAAGCUGAAUUGGAAGAGAAAGGAGAUUAUCAAACUAGCUAUGGUCUCACAUAUCACACACAUGACAGAAAGUCACUGGUCACUAGCCACUACGCAUCCCCUCGACAACUCUCCACUCAUCUUCAUCCUCACCGACUCAACAAGGAUUUGCAACUACGUAGUUCUGUAUCUAUACCCAAGCCAGAACAUGUACCUAAUCUCUCACUCACAGAACCGGCACCCAUCUCUAUCUGACAGAAUGGGAACGUCUGUGUGCCCAUCAAGCUCAGUAAUAACUCUCUAAACUGUAAUAGAUGAGGUAAUAUUUAGAGAGAAAUGAGAUGUCAUUUACUUACUUGAAUAGACUCUAUUUAAUUCUUCUCACUGAUAGUAAUAAACUGUUAUGUUUGUGUGGAUCUA